This is a messenger RNA of Juglans microcarpa x Juglans regia, 2093 nucleotides long. RefSeq names its product probable serine/threonine-protein kinase PBL21. Gene Ontology annotation, biological process: protein phosphorylation. Gene Ontology annotation, molecular function: ATP binding; protein kinase activity. The coding region runs from base 657 to 1865 and encodes 402 amino acids. The transcript is spliced from 6 exons. Lineage: Eukaryota; Viridiplantae; Streptophyta; Magnoliopsida; Fagales; Juglandaceae. The record is from RefSeq and is a predicted model, not a curated record.
UUAAAAAAAAAAAAAAAUUUAUAAAAAUAUACAAAUAUUCAGGUCCACAUUUUCCGAAAGCAAAAGAGGAGAUAGAGAGGCAUAAACCAAAGGUUAAAAUCCAGCUAUUAUUACAGUCGCCGCUAACUGUGCCGCUAAAUUUGUGGCGCUCUAUUUCUCUGUCUAUCUGUGUUUAUCUUUCUGUAAAUUUUGCCGCAAGAAACUUAAACACAUUUUCUUUUUGCCUUGUCCGCGUAAUUUUAGUUUCGUUUUUUCUCCGUGUUUUCUUUUCCCGUUUUCCUAUAACGUCAUUUGCCAAGCCGACGGUUCUAGGACUUUCUUUUUGGGUAGUUUUAUUUUCGUAAAAUUUAUUUGCUCUUUUUGUCUGUCUGUCCUUGUCUUUGUUUUUGUUCUAUUUUUGAAUGAUAUUUUACUUUGGGCUUGUAUUUAUUGGCUAAUUUUUUUUAAGUACUAUUAUUUUUAUUUGGUUGAGGGGCUUCUUGAUCUCCCCAGUCCCCACCCCCUCUCAAAGCGCGUUAUGUUCUGGGAAUUUGAGAUGGGUGAGUGGGGUGACAAAUUUGUUUCAGGUGGUGGUUCACCGUUGAUUUUAGCAUUUUCUUUUACUGGUUUCUGUGUGCAUUAGAGAGAGAAGGGGAAGGGGAAGGGGGAGAGAGAGAAUGGUUUGUUUUUCUUGCUUCAGUCCUGGAGGAAAUGGUGUGCGCAGGAUUGAAAUUGAGAAUGGCACACGAUCCGGUUCUCGGCACUCUGCUGAUUCCGCAGGUAGUGGGAGGGGAAAGAAGGACUCAGACGAUAACGUGAAUGGGAAAGGGAAGGCGACUUUGAAUGAUACCGAGGGCAACAGCACGAGAUGCAGUGGGGCGCGCAGUUUUACGUUUCUUGAGCUAGCAGCAGCCACGAGAGGUUUUAGGGAGGUGAAUCUGAUAGGGGAAGGGGGUUUUGGAAGGGUUUACAAGGGCCGCCUUGAGACGGGCGAGGUUGUUGCGAUUAAACAACUUGAUCAUGAUGGCGUCCAGGGAUUUAAGGAAUUCCUUGUGGAGGUUCUCAUGUUAAGCUUGUUACACCAUUCUAAUCUUGUCACUUUGAUUGGGUAUUGCACUGAUGGGGAUCAGAGGCUGUUGGUCUAUGAGUACAUGCCAAUGGGUAGCUUGGAAGAUCAUCUCUUUGAUCUGGACCCUAACAAAGAGCCACUGAGUUGGAAUAGUAGAAUAAAAGUUGCUGUUGGUGCAGCUCUGGGGCUUGAGCAUCUCCACUGCAAAGCCAAUCCCCCUGUUAUUUACCGUGACUUAAAAUCUGCAAAUAUCUUGCUGGACAAUGAUUUCAAUCCGAAGCUCUCGGAUUUUGGGCUUGCUAAACUGGGACCUGUUGGUGACAAUACUCAUGUUUCAACCAGAGUGAUGGGAACGUAUGGUUACUGUGCCCCAGAGUAUGCGAUGAGUGGCAAGUUGACCCUUAAAUCUGAUAUAUAUAGCUUUGGUGUGGUUCUGUUGGAGUUGAUCACUGGCCGGAGGGCAAUAGACUGCAGUAAGAAGCAGGGAGAGCAGAACCUAGUUGCCUGGUCUCGUCCAUUUUUGAGGGAUCGAAGGAAAUUCACCCAAUUAGUUGAUCCUUUAUUGCAAGGGCGCUUCCCUGUUCGUUGUUUGCGUCAUGCAAUUGCCAUUACUGCAAUGUGUCUUCAAGAGCAGCCAACUUUCCGCCCUCUUAUUGGUGAUAUUGUUGUAGCGCUUGAGUACUUGUCCUCUCAGAGUAACACUUAUGAAGUCCAUAAUAGCCGAAUCCGCAGUUCCCUGCCUCGAUCAUCCUCGCAACAAGACAGUGAUAUCUUUUCCCAUGAAUCGGAUUAUCGAAGAAGUGCGACUUCUGUUUAAACAUCGGUGGGCAGAAGCUGCUGAAAUUAUUUGAUACUGUAAGGCACCAAUUCACUCACUAUUGGAUUUGAAAAUUUCAAGAUGUUGUAAGAAAUAGGGGUGAACAGAAACCGACCGGCCGCGUCAGAAACCGGCCGGCUGGCGUGUGGUGGAAAUUUGAAGGAACUGACGUUCAGUGGUGGUCUCAGUUUAAAGCUGGACUGGACUGCUGAACCGGCCGAUAAAAUA